GCAGGGCCUGUGGCAGAGCCAGGGCUGAGCAGUGAGCACCCCCGGCACAUUGGAAAGUUGGCGCCUGGAACUCCAGCCCCGGUGUCGGUGCCUAUACAGGGAGCCGCAUAUUAACUUCUGAAGAGCCACACGGGGCUCUGGAGCCACAGGUUGGCCACCCCGUCCUACAUCAUCUCCUCCUUACCUCGGUCAGUGCUGUUCACAUCUUCCAGGUGUCCCAGAAAUUCCUAGUUUACAAGAAUCCAUGCCUCCCCCCCUUCCCAAAGGGGUGUUCUUGAAGAUACUGUCAUGAAACAUUUGGCUCAUAACACAAUAUUGUAGAUUUAACAUCAGUUCAUUGCAUUCCCCUCUAGGCUUGGGCUCUGGCCCUGACAUCUCUGUGGAGGGACAUCAGGACGGAGGGAUCAAGGUGGUGUGUCGUUCAUCCAGAUGGUACCCACAGCCCGAGGCUCAGUGGAGAGAUCUUCAGGGGCAGUUCUUACCAUCAGCCUCUGAAAACAUCCCAAGCAGCCGGUGGCCUGUUUCAAACAGAGAUUGCCAUUGUUAUAACAGAAGAGUCCAACCAGAAAGUGUCCUGCUGUGUUAGGAACCCGCGUGUCAACCAGGAGAGAGAGUCAGCAAUUUACAUAGCAGAUCUCUUUUUUCCACGGGUCUCUCCCUGGGUGGUGGCUCUGGUAGUGAUCCUGGCUCUUGUGAUUGCCCUGGCCAUCUACUGCAUCUGGACACAACGCAGAGCAAAAGAGACCCUGCAAACUCAUAUGAAGAAUCAGAAGGGGAUUCUGCUAACUGAAAUGGAGCGUGAGAAUGAGAGACUGCAAUCUGAACUGGCGAAACAGAAAGAUCUUGAGAUAAAGAUUCAAAUAAAAGCAAGCAAAAGGAUUAUAAUAUGGAGAUAUACCUCUCUCAUAAAACUGGAAGGAUGUUGAAAGAAAAACACCUUUCAGAGAAAGUGGAACAUGAGGCAAUGGCAGAACAAACACGUGACAUAACCCAAAGAUUCACAGCCAAACUCCAGGCUGAGAUCGUUACAGGGUGGAGAAGCGCACAGCUCUACGCAGUGGAUGUGACUCUGGAUCCCAGCACAGCAAAUCCCUACCUCGUCCUGGCUGAGGAUCGGAAACGUGUGACACACCGAGACGAGCGCCAGGAUCUGCCUGACAAUCCGGAGAGAUUUGAUACUAUGGCGGUUGUCCUGGGCGCUGAGGGAUUCACGGGCAGGAGACGUUACUGGGAGGUGGAGGUUGGAGAAAAGAAUCUCUGGACUCUGGGGGUCUGUAGGGAAGAUGGGCGCAGGAAGGGGCAUAUUCUAUUUCUACUGAAGAAUGGAUACUGGACAAUAUGGCAGCAUGCUGGGCAAUGCGAGGCCAAUGCCUCCCCCCCGACCUUGCUGUCCGUGAGCGUCAGGCCCAGACGAGUGGGGAUUUUCCUGGACUAUGAGGCGGGCGAGGUCUCCUUUUACAAUGUGACUGACAAGUCCCAUCUCUUCACUUUCACUGACACCUUCUCUGGGGUUCUCUGCCCUUAUUUCAACCCUGAAAACAAUAAAGGGGGCACAAAUAUGUGUCCCCUGAUAAUCUGCCCAGUCCCAGCUCAGGCUGGAGAGAGUCUCUGUCCCGGACAGUGAAACCCGCAGCAGAGACUGUCCCCUCCCAGCACUGACCAGCCCCCAGGCGUUUCUCCUGCCAUCCCUCCCCUCUCAGUUCCCAGCAUCAGGAAUAUUGGCAACCAAGCAGCCCUAGAUGGGGGAGCUGGCUGCAGGGGCAGAGGGGUGUGUGGGUGCUGUGCCCAAGAGUGGGGAGGAGGCUGCAGCAGCAGGGAGGGAAAAGCCCAGUUUACAAGAUGUACAGGGUGGGGGAGAUGAGAGAGGUCUAUAAAAUCAUGACUGGUGUAGAGAAAGUAGAUACAGAAGUGGUGUUUACUACUUCUUCUAACACAAGAACUAGGGGUCACCAAAUCAAAUGAAGAGGCAGCAGGUUUAAAACAAACCAAAGGCAGUAUUUCUUCAUACAACGCAC
Messenger RNA from Mauremys mutica (yellowpond turtle), 2015 nucleotides. RefSeq names its product erythroid membrane-associated protein-like. Lineage: Eukaryota; Metazoa; Chordata; Testudines; Geoemydidae. The record is from RefSeq and is a predicted model, not a curated record. The coding region runs from base 887 to 1624 and encodes 245 amino acids. Gene Ontology annotation, molecular function: protein binding. The transcript is spliced from 13 exons.